Leguminivora glycinivorella is the source of this 1133-nucleotide messenger RNA. RefSeq lists its product as uncharacterized. The transcript has 2 exons. The record is from RefSeq and is a predicted model, not a curated record. Lineage: Eukaryota; Metazoa; Arthropoda; Insecta; Lepidoptera; Tortricidae. The coding region runs from base 125 to 1018 and encodes 297 amino acids.
GCUGUGUGUUCAGUCAGUGUUCGAACGCCGGUGGUGAAAGUACUGUGACCUGUGUAGUGGAUUCAAUGGCCUGUCUGUGAGGUGUUUUGGAUCUUUUAUUAGCAGAUCUAAUUUGGGAAUUGAAAUGACCCCGAAUAAAGAAAACAUCAUGCAACCUGCAACGCUACAAGAAGCCAUCAAUAUAAUUAAAUUUUUGACAACAUCACACAAGCAAGAAAUAACAAAAUUGAAGGAAUCACUGCAGAAGCAAGCAGCGCAUAUAAAGAAAUUAGAAGCAAAUAGAAAAAAGGAACUUGAAUUCUUGUCGAGUGAACUUCAAAAUUAUGAAGCGAACUUAGCAAUUAGUAAAGAGACAGUUACAAAACAACUUGCAGAGAAAGAUGAUAUCAUACAGAAGCAGACGGAAGUUAUAGAAGAACUCAAUAGAAAAUUAAAACUCCACGAAGAACUAAGUUUACCAGAAAUAAACAUCGUUGCACCUGUCGAUUCGAAUUCUGACUCGGGAGUAGCAAUGGAUGAUAGCAAUUUGAAGUCUGACACGAACAAAACUGAAGCUAAAACAACUAGAAAAUAUAGUAGAAGGUUCGCAGAAUCAAUAAGCUUUUUGAGAAGAGUAGAUUUUUCGCCUAUGAAAUAUAAACCAUGUAACCGUGAGUGCACUAAGAAGAAAGAUGAAAAGAAAACAACAAGUCUAGAUAUCCCUUACACAGAUAAAGGGUUGACUAGACAACUAAGUAGUGAAAGAGUCAUGAGUGACGAUGACUCGUACUUGUCGGCUGAUCCAGUGCUUUCUGAUAGUGUCAUAGAACCUUUAGUAAUUAGGCCAAAGAAAAUGGAUGACAGCAUGAAUAACCAUUUCUCUGAUGAUGGAAGCGAAGACACCAGUGAAGAAGUUUUCGACAGAGUUAUGACUAGAAGCAGCGUCAGACGAUCAGUGAAAGCGAAUCCGAAAUAUAAGAAAAUAAAUCGAACGAAAUCGAAACUUUUAGAACAAGUAAAAGUUAACAUUAUUGAUUAAUUUGUAAACUAAUAUUAAGUAGGUAGUACAAUAGGUACAUAUUAUUGUUAAAAUGGUCGACAACCUAUUUGUAUCAUUGGAUUUCGCUUUAUUUUAAUAAAGUUUUGAUACUCCC